AUGGCUACCAGUAAUGUGAAGGAACGUCUGGGCGGCGUCAAGGAGAAGAUCCGCCUGCACGGUGACGAAGCCAAGCAUGAGCAGACCGACUCAUGGAGUAACAGAGACCUGAUACCUCUGCCUCCGGAGAGGAGAACAUGGAACUGGUUCCUUUUCUUCGGGUAUUGGACAAUCUCGAGUCUCAACAUCAGCAACUGGCAGUCACCAAACACCUUCCUGACCCAGGGCCUUUCAGUCUCCCAGUCGAUGGGCAUCAUCCUCAUCGGCCGGCUCCUCAUCUCUCUCUUCUCCACUCUCAUCGCCUGGUGCGGCCUGACGUGGCACAUCGGCUUCACGGUACAGAACCGCUUCUCCUGGGGCCUACGUGCCAGCUACAUCCCGCUAUUACAGCGCAUCCUGCUCAACUUCCUCUGGAAUGCCAUCCAGUGCUGGAAUGGUGGCCGGCUCGCGGCUGUGUGCAUAACCGCCAUUUGGCCAAGCUUCGCUGAAAUGCCUGAGUUCCUUCCCCCGAGCAUGGCAGCUAUCACGACGGGCUAUCAGUUUAUAGGAUUCAUCGUAUUCUGGACCUUGUCGAUGCCGUUCCUUUUCAUCCGCCCCGAGAAAUUCAAGUGGCCCUUCCGCGUCACCAGUGUCUACUGCGGCAUCGGCAUGCUUUGCAUGAUGACCUGGGCACUGGCCACGGCUAAAGGUGUCGGUCCUCUGAUGACACAAGGGCAGAACGUCCCUAAGGGGUGGAGGAAUUCCUCCUGGCUGAUGAUGGCUGGUGUCAACCAGAUGGUUGGAGGAGUUGCUGCAGGUAUCACGAACUCGAGCGACUUUGGUCGCUAUGCGAAAGGGGCGAAGCACUAUGUUGGCGGAACGUUCAUGUCUGCUUGGAUUGUGGGCGUGCUCGUCUCGUUCAUUGGCCUCGUGACCACGUCUGCUGCGCAAAAAAUAUAUGGUGAGGUCUAUUGGAAUCCACCGGAUUUGUUGAUGGUGAUGAUGGACAGUGGACACGGGUCGUUCAGAGCACGAGCUGGGGUGUUCUUUUUGACCUUUGGAUUCGCCUUGACGGCUUGCUUUGAGAACAUCUGCGGCAACGCUGUGGCUGGUGGUAUCGACCUGGCUGGCCUGUUCCCUCACUACAUCGACAUUCGCCGAGGCGCCCUUAUCACCUUCGUGGCAGCUUGGAUCUGCCAGCCUUGGCAACUCAUCAACAGGGCAGCGACCUUUGUCAGUGUGCUCAGCUCAUUCUCAGUUUUCUUGAGCCCUAUCAUCGGCAUCAUGGCAGUAGACUUCCUUGUACUUCGAAGGGGGAAGAUCCGCCUCAGUCACCUCUACCGCACCAAUGACACAGCAUACUGGUAUUUCCACGGAAUUAAUUGGCGGGCUAUCGUCGCCUGGCCGUGUGGCUGGGCUCCGACGAUUGGCGGUCUGGUCCUCACCGCUGGCGGAAAUAAAGAUGGGCCCAAAGCCUUGUACCAACUCUACUACAUGGCUUUUCUGGUUGGCUUCUUUAUUAGUGCGUCUCUCUUUUUCGCCCUCAACAAGCUCUUCCCAGUUACCGGCAUGGGCGAGUAUGACGAAGUGGACUAUUAUGGCACAUUUACCAGCCAAGAGCUCUCUAAAUGGGGCGUCAUCCCUUGUGAACAAGUGCCAGUGGUUUAUGGAGAUGAGGGCAGUGAAUCUCAGGUUCAAGAGACCUUCGACAAGAAGUAUUGA
Diaporthe amygdali is the source of this 1701-nucleotide messenger RNA. RefSeq lists its product as uncharacterized. Gene Ontology annotation, cellular component: plasma membrane. Gene Ontology annotation, biological process: nucleobase transport; transmembrane transport. Bases 1 to 1701 code for a protein of 566 amino acids. Gene Ontology annotation, molecular function: nucleobase transmembrane transporter activity. The transcript has 3 exons. NCBI's taxonomy places the organism in Eukaryota, Fungi, Ascomycota, Sordariomycetes, Diaporthales, Diaporthaceae. The record is from RefSeq and is a predicted model, not a curated record.